CCUGGGACCGCCUGCCCGGGGCUACGCCCAGCCAGGAGUCUCCAGAGGUGAGGCUGCUGUUUAAAGCCUCGGUGCCAAGAGGAGACCCCACAUCUCAAGGAAACCCUCCAAGAGGCCUCUGGAGAAGCAGUAGCAGCAGCGCGGGGAGGUGCAAGGUGAGGGUCCACCCAUCUGCUGAUGAUGAGGCUGCUCCUCCUCCUGUGUCUCGCCUUGCCUGGCCUCCUGUGCGCCCAGCAAGCCUGCUCCCGUGGGGCCUGCUACCCACCUGCCGGGGACCUGCUGAUCGGGAGGACCCGGCUCCUCCGAGCUUCAUCCACCUGUGGACUGACCAAGCCCGAGACCUACUGCACCCAGUACGGAGAGUGGCAGAUGAAAUGCUGCAAGUGCGACUCCAGGCUGCCUCACAAUUACAACAGUCACCGAGUGGAGAACGUGGCUGCGUCCUCAGGCCCCAUGCGCUGGUGGCAGUCACAGAAUGAUGUGAGCCCUGUCUCUCUGCAGCUGGACCUGGACAGGAGACUUCAGCUUCAAAGCAUCAUGAUGGAGUUAAAGGGGCCUGUGCCUGCUGGCAUGCUGAUCGAGCGCUCCUCCGACUUCGGCAAGACCUGGCGGGUGUACCAGUACCUGGCUGCCGACUGUGCCUCUGCCUUCCCUGGGGUCCACCAGGGCCAGCCCCAGAGCUGGCUGGAUGCGCGGUGCUCGGCCCUGCCCCAGAAGGCCAAUGGGCAGCUAAAUGGCAGGAAGGUCCAGCUCAACCUCAUGGAUUUAGCAUCUGGGAUUCCAGUGACUCAAAGCCAGAAAAUUCGAGAGCUGGGCGACAUCACCAACCUGAGAGUCAACUUCACCCAGCUAUCCCCGGUGCCCCGCAGGGGCUAUGUGCCGCCCAGCGCCUUCUUCGCGGUGUCCCAGCUGCGCCUGCAGGGCACCUGCUUCUGUCACGGCCAUGCCGACCACUGUGCCACCGCUGCAGGGCCCUCCUCCGCUGUGCAGGUCCACGAUGUCUGUGUUUGCCGGCACAACACUGCCGGCCCCCACUGUGAACGCUGUGCCCCCUUCUACAACAACCGGCCCUGGAGACCUGCGGAGGACCAGGAUGCCCACGAGUGCCAAAGGUGUGAUUGCAACGGGCACUCGGAGACCUGCCACUUCGACCCAGCUGUGUUUGCUGCCAGCCAGGGGGCACACGGAGGCGUGUGUGACAGUUGCCGCCACCACACGGAGGGCCAGAACUGUGAGCGGUGUCGGCUGCACUUCUUCCGGAACCGGCGUCCAGGUGCUCCCCUGGAGGAGACCUGCAUUCCCUGCGAGUGUGACCCGGACGGGGCAGUGGUGGGAGCGCCGUGUGACCCUGUGACGGGGCAGUGUGUAUGCAAGGAGCACGUGCAGGGAGAGCGCUGUGACCUGUGCAAGCCGGGCUUCACUGGACUCACUCACACCAACCCGCAGGGCUGCCACCGCUGUGACUGCAGCGUCCUGGGGACCCAGCGAGACAUGCCCUGCGAUGAGGAGACGGGGCGCUGCCUGUGUCUGCCCAAUGUGGUGGGCCCCAGAUGUGACCAGUGCGCCCCCAACCACUGGAAGCUGGCCGGCGGCCGGGGCUGUGAGCCAUGCGCCUGUGACCCGCGCACCUCCCUCAGUUCUCAGUGCAACCAGUUCACAGGGCAGUGCCCCUGUCGGGAGGGCUUUGGUGGCCUCAUGUGCAAUGCUGCUGCGGCCAUCCGCCAGUGUCCUGACCGGACCCAUGGAGACGCAGCCACAGGAUGCCGAGCGUGUGACUGUGACUUCCGGGGAACGGAGGAUCCAGGCUGUGACAAGGUCUCCGGCCGCUGUCUCUGCCGCGCUGGCUUCACCGGGCGCCGCUGCGACCAGUGCCAGAGAGGCUACUGUGACCGCUACCCCGUGUGCGUGGCCUGCCACUCUUGCUUCCAGACCCACGAUGCAGACCUUAGGUUACAGGCCGGGCGCCUCAGCAGACUCCGCAAUGCCACUGCUGGCCUGCGGCCUGGGCCGGGUCUAGAGGACAUGGGUCUGGCCUCCCGGAUCCUGGAUGCCCAGAGCAAGAUGGAGCAGAUCCAAGCAGUUCUGGGCAGGGCCUCAGUCACGGAGCAGGACGUGGCACAGUUAGCCAGCAGCAUCCUCUCCAUCAGGCAGACUCUUCAGGGCCUGCAGCUGGGUCUGCCCCUGGAGGAAGAGAUUCUGUCCCUCCCUGGAGACCUGGAGAGUCUGGGCAGGAGCUUCCAAAGCCUCCUAGUCAUUUAUCAGGACAAGAGGGCACAGUUUGAGAAGAUAAGCAGCGCUGACCCUUCAGGGACCUUCCGGAUGCUGACUGAAGCCUAUGAGCGGUCAUCCCGGGCUGCCCAGCAGGUUUCCGACAGCUCACACUUGCUGCGCCAGCUCAGGGACAGCCGCAGAGAGGUGGAACGGCUGGAGAGCCAGGCACAAGGAGGAGGUGCAUGGGGCUCUGAGCUCGCUGCCCUGUGGGCGGAGAUGGCUUCCUUGCCUGACCUGACUCCCACCGUGCACAAGGUCUGUGGCGGCGCCAGGCAGGCCACCUGCACCCCAGGAGCAUGCCCUGGUGAGCUGUGUCCCCCAGAUAACAGCACGGCCUGUGGCUCCCACUGCAGGGGCGCCAUCCCCAGGGCGGGAGGGGCCUUCCAGGUGGCCGGACAGGUGGCUGAGCAGCUGCGAGGCUUCAACUCCCAGCUGCAGCAGACCAGGCAGAUGAUCAGGGCGGCUGAGGAAGCCACCCUGAGGGUCCAGUCUGAUGCCCAGCGCCUGGAGACGCAGGUGAGCACCAGCCGCGCCCAGAUGGAGGAGGACGUGAGGAGCACACGGCUGCUGGUCCAGCAGGUUCGGGACUUCCUCUCGGACCCUGCUACAGAUGCUGCCGCCAUCGAGGAGGCCAGUGAGGCUGUGCUGGCUGGGCUGCUGCCUUCAGACUCGGCGACCAUCUUGCGGAAGAUGAGGGAGAUCCAGGCCAUUGCGGCCAGGCUGCCCAAUGUGGGCCUGGUGCUGGCCCAGACCGAGCAGGACAUUGCACGGGCCCGGAGGCUCCAGGCUGAGGCUGAGCAGGCCAGGAUCCACGCCCACUCUGUGGAAGGCCAGGUGGAAGACGUGGUGGGGAACCUGAGGCAGGGCUCAGCGGCACUGCAGGAAGCUCAGGACACCAUGCAAGGGACUGGCCGCUCGCUGCAGCUUAUCCAGGACAGGGUUGCUGAGGUGCAGCAGGUCCUGGGGCCAGCAGAAGGGCUGGUGAUGGGCGUGACAGAGCAGCUGGGUGGCUUCCAGGCACGGAUGGAGGAGCUCCAGCGCCAGGCACAGCGGCAGCGGGCACAGGCAGCCCAGGCCCAGCAGGUGGCGGAGGACGCCAGCCAGAGGGCCCUGAGUGCGCAGGAGGGAUUUGAGAGAAUCAAGCAAAAGUAUGGGGAGCUGAAGGAGCGGCUGGGGCAGAGUUCCAGGCUGGGUGAGGCGGGCAGCCGGAUCCACAGUGUGCAGACCACGGCCGAGGAGCUGUUCGGGGAGACCAUGGAGAUGAUGGACAGGAUGCAAGACAUGGAGUCGGAGCUGCUGCGGGGCAGCCAGGCCAUCAUGCUGCGCUCGGCGGACCUGACGGGGCUGGAGAAGCGUGUGGAGCAGAUCCGUGACCACAUCAAUGGGCGUGUGCUCUACUAUGCCACCUGCAAGUGAGCUGCGCCCUCCCGGCACCCCUGCUCCAGGGAGCAGAUGGAGGUGGGCUGUGUCCUGGCUUCUGGAGACUUUGAUGCCACCUGCAGUGCAGCCCUGGCCCCUGUGUGCAGCUGUCGGGGUCGCCUGCUGCUCCUGAGCGGGGGCCACUGCACUGAGGGACAGAGGCAGUGAGGUGGACUGAACUGGUCAGUGAGGUGGUCAGCUGGAAACCGAGGGAGCUGGGCAGGGCAGUAUUCCACCCCCGUCCUCCUGAGCUGUGGAUCCUGGACCAACACAGAAACUUAAUAAUCAUGUACAAAUGAAAAAGCCCAAUAAAAGUCUCUGGAAAGGUA
This is a messenger RNA of Fukomys damarensis (Damara mole-rat), 4019 nucleotides long. RefSeq names its product laminin subunit beta 3 (gene Lamb3). Lineage: Eukaryota; Metazoa; Chordata; Mammalia; Rodentia; Bathyergidae. The record is from RefSeq and is a predicted model, not a curated record. The transcript has 23 exons. Bases 178 to 3687 code for a protein of 1169 amino acids. Gene Ontology annotation, cellular component: basement membrane. Gene Ontology annotation, biological process: axon guidance.